Molecule: messenger RNA, 180 nt
Organism: Pyrenophora tritici-repentis Pt-1C-BFP
Lineage: Eukaryota; Fungi; Ascomycota; Dothideomycetes; Pleosporales; Pleosporaceae
Product: PAT1 domain containing protein
Source: RefSeq, a predicted model, not a curated record
AUGCAGAAGUUCGUCAAUGCUCCGCUCUCCGCGCUUCCCGUUGGCCUUUCGGCAAAGUACCGUGUCGGAACUUCCGCAUCCGGCGGUUGCACUUGCGGCCACAACACUGGCAUCCCAAAGGACGCAAUGACUCGCGAACUCGAUUCUAUGACGCUUGGCACGGUUCACAAGAUGCAGUAG